Linum tenue is the source of this 1353-nucleotide messenger RNA. The record is from the annotation of a GenBank genome assembly. NCBI's taxonomy places the organism in Eukaryota, Viridiplantae, Streptophyta, Magnoliopsida, Malpighiales, Linaceae.
AUCCAACCGACUGCAGGCAUUUCUUGCUUUGCUUCUUCCCCGAUAUUUGAUUCAAUCAGAGAACAACCGGAAGAAAUGUCAUCACGGGACAAGAAACCGGCGAAACCAUCCACCAGCAGAGCCGGCGGCAUCCGCACGCUGUCCGAUCUCAAUCGGCGGUCGGGUCCCGACUCAGAUAGCGAUGAAGAAGGUCCUCAGGAGUAUUACACCGGUGGCGAGAAGAGUGGUAUGCUUGUCCAAGAUCCCCAGAAAGUUAAUGAUGUAGAUGCAAUCUUCAAUCAAGCUCGGCAGUUGGGAGCAGUAGAAGGGCCUGUCGAUCAUCUCCGUCCCGGCUCUAGCUCAACAAGCUUUACUGGAACUGGUAGAUUGCUUUCUGGGGAAGUUGUGCCAUCAGCUCCACAGCAGCCUGAGUCUGUUGUUCAUAACAUCAUCUUCUGGAGCAAUGGAUUUACUGUGAAUGAUGGCCCCCUACGGAGGUUGGAUGAUCCCGAAAAUGCACCUUUCUUGGAGAGCAUUACAAAAUCUGAGUGUCCAAAGGAGCUUGAGCCAGCAGAUAGGAGGUCCUCUGUUCAUGUAAAUCUGAUUAAAAGGGAUGAGAAGUGCCCGGAACCAGAGAAGCAGCGGCAGGUUGCAUUUCAAGGUGUAGGCAGAACUUUAGGUGGCAGUGCUACUCCAGUGGCGACAGAACCGGGUGUUGGUUCUUCCACCAAUUUCACUGUUAAUCCAACCCCUUCAACGGGUGUGGUUGUAGAUGAGACAUUACCAUCAACUUCAGUACAGCUAAGAAUGGCUGAUGGGAGCCGCCUGAUUGCCAACUUCAAUUACCAUCACACUGUUAAUGACAUACGUGGGUUUAUUGAUGCAUCUAGGCCCGGGGCAGCACAGAAUUAUCAGCUGCAGAUGAUGGGAUUCCCUCCUAAGCUUCUUAGCGAUCCAACUCAGACAAUAGAGCAGGCCGGCCUUGCAAAUUCAGUUGUAAUUCAGAAAUUUUAAGCCAAGUCCAGCUACUGGGCUGCAAAAAAUUGUGGUGACUGGUGAGGGAACUGAAUGUGUAGAACCCUAAUAUCCUAUAAGAGAGAAGCUUGGUUUUGUGGGGGAGGGGGGGUUUUCAUGGAUGGGAAACGAAGGAGAAUUUUGUGGUGGGAUGAAUGUAAUAUUUCUGUUUGUGUAUUUGUUUUCUGGUAAAUACAAUUCUUGUGUACUCUUCUUCAUUCAUAUUCCUCUGGUCUAUUUGGCAUGAACAGGAUAACCAGAUUUCGGAUUAGAUCUUGUGUGUGGUAUGAUACUGAACCAUGAGUUUAGGUUGAUGUGGAUUCAAUUCAUGGUCAGAAAUCACAUUCAGCUUUUGACUUG